AUGAUCCCCAUGCUGCUCUUGCUGGGCCUUACGGCCCUGGUCGCUCCAUCCAUGAGUUACAGUUGCUAUGGUGAUAUAAGUGCUCUUCAAGCCCCCUCGAUCUCCUGUACAGCCGUAAGAGCCCCAGACUGUGGACUUGCCACGGUACAGAGGACUGCUGAGGCAGACAUUGUACGCCUGAGGAAAUAUGAGAUCCCGAUUAAGAGAGUAGCCAGAAACCUGUGCUUGGACCCAGCGCUCAUCGCUGCCAUCAUCUCGCAGGAGAGCCGUGUCGGCCUGCUCCUGGACAACGGCUGGGACCAGGAACGGCACAAGUAUGGCUUGAUGCAGCUUGACGGGCAGCAACACCACCCUUUUGGAGUGUGGGAUAGUGAAGAACACAUAAAUCAGUGCUCAACUAUCCUGGUUCUUGCAAUUAAUGAAGUACGGGCAAGACAUCCUACCUGGACCUGGGACCAGCAGCUGAGAGGGGGAAUCUGCACCUACCGUGCCAAAAUGGGCAACCUCCAGGUCUACGACGAAGACCCAUGCAACAGAGACAACUACUACGUCAACAGCGUGAUUAGGCGAGCCCAGUAUUUUAAGAGACAUGGGUUCUAGCUCAUAAACCCACCGCGCCACCGAGCCUCUCCUCUACAUAGACUAGCCCCGUAGUGAUCGUAGUACCCAGAGCAGUUCCUCAGGUCUCCUGGCAGGACCGAUGCUGGUGGCAAUGGCAACGGCACCUUGCUCGCUCCAGCAAACCCCAGCU
This is a messenger RNA of Gymnogyps californianus (California condor), 751 nucleotides long. RefSeq names its product lysozyme g-like. NCBI's taxonomy places the organism in Eukaryota, Metazoa, Chordata, Aves, Accipitriformes, Cathartidae. Gene Ontology annotation, molecular function: lysozyme activity. Gene Ontology annotation, biological process: peptidoglycan catabolic process; defense response to Gram-positive bacterium. Gene Ontology annotation, cellular component: extracellular region. The transcript has 5 exons. Bases 1 to 600 code for a protein of 199 amino acids. The record is from RefSeq and is a predicted model, not a curated record.